Molecule: messenger RNA, 907 nt
Organism: Arabidopsis thaliana (thale cress)
Lineage: Eukaryota; Viridiplantae; Streptophyta; Magnoliopsida; Brassicales; Brassicaceae
Gene: SEP2
Product: stress enhanced protein 2
Exons: 2
Coding region: 94-702 (202 amino acids)
Biological process (GO): cellular response to high light intensity
Cellular component (GO): chloroplast thylakoid membrane
Source: RefSeq, marked reviewed
GACGUGUACACUUUCGUCACCAUGUAGAUUUCUCUUUUUGUUUUCCCCCUCAAAUUCUCACUUUACUCAAAAGAUUCCUCGGAUCAUCAGAAAAUGGCUAUGGCUACGCGAGCGAUUCGAUACCAGUUACCGUCACCGAGAUUUAGAGCUCCUAGAUGCGAAUCAUCGGAACCGAUUAAGCAGAUUCAGAUCCAGCAACGACCAAGAGGUGGCGAUUUAGCCGAGAACGGGAAGAUCGUGCUCCAACCAAGGCUUUGCACGCUGAGAUCUUAUGGAUCUGAUAUGGUCAUCGCUAAAAAGGACGGCGGAGAUGGUGGAGGAGGAGGAUCUGAUGUUGAGUUAGCGUCUCCGUUUUUUGAGACGCUUACGGAUUACAUAGAGAGUUCGAAGAAGAGUCAGGAUUUCGAAACCAUCUCCGGUAGACUCGCCAUGAUUGUAUUUGCGGUGACGGUGACGGAGGAGAUUGUUACGGGGAACUCGUUGUUUAAGAAACUAGAUGUGGAAGGAUUGAGUGAAGCUAUUGGAGCUGGUCUCGCCGCGAUGGGAUGCGCGGCGAUGUUUGCUUGGUUAACGAUUUCUCGGAACAGAGUCGGACGGAUCUUUACAGUGAGUUGCAACUCGUUCAUUGACUCGUUGGUUGAUCAGAUCGUUGAUGGACUGUUCUACGAUACCAAGCCUAGUGAUUGGUCUGAUGAUCUUUAAGUUCAUAAAUGAUAAAUACCACUCUCAAAUGUAUUACUAUUGUACACUUUCAUCUAUAAUAGUAUAGUAUAGUUUGCUCUUCUUCAUGGUGCUUGAAGAUGAUAAUGAAAGUCUGUAACUUUUGUGUCUUUAUAUAUAUAUAUAAAAGAUAUGGAAGUUCAUGUGAAACAAUUGAGUGUUGUUAUGGGACGUAGUUGUAUCGAUU